Messenger RNA from Didymodactylos carnosus, 225 nucleotides. The record is from the annotation of a GenBank genome assembly. Lineage: Eukaryota; Metazoa; Rotifera; Eurotatoria; Philodinida; Philodinidae.
AUGUUGAAGAGACUCAGGACACUGUUAACAUCUUUAGGUUAUACUGCAAUACAUUACUCGGGACAUUCUUUUCGUAUUGGUGCUGCCACUUCGACAGCAAAAGCAGGAGUACUUAUCUAUUUGAUCAAGAUUUUAGAACAAUGGAGUUCGCAAGCUUAUCGUCGUUAUAUUCGUACUUCUGCAUCCUGUAUUAUACAAGUUCUUACGACAAUCACAGCUGUUUAG